This is a messenger RNA of Helobdella robusta, 1419 nucleotides long. RefSeq lists its product as hypothetical. The record is from RefSeq and is a predicted model, not a curated record. Bases 1 to 633 code for a protein of 210 amino acids. Gene Ontology annotation, molecular function: GTPase activity; calcium channel regulator activity; GTP binding. The transcript is spliced from 4 exons. Gene Ontology annotation, cellular component: plasma membrane. Lineage: Eukaryota; Metazoa; Annelida; Clitellata; Rhynchobdellida; Glossiphoniidae.
AUGUUGAUGGAUGGCUGGGACCAACGAGAGCCACUGGUUCCUAUACGAGCGCCGCUGAAAUUGGUGAAUGACGAGCCAACGAACAAAAUAGUUUCGGUGCAAAUUGACGGUGAAGAAUCCUUACUACAAUUCAUUGAUAUGCCUGGAACGCAAGGUCCGAAGAAAAAGGAUGGCUUCAUACAAGCGGAUGCCUUCUUAGUCGUCUACUCCAUUACAGAUCGGAACUCCUACGUAUUCGCCCAGAAUCAGCUGCAGGACUUGAGGCCUGCCAAACGCCACAACGUCGUUAUCCUGGUCGGAAAUAAGCAGGAUAUCGUCAGGAACCGGAUAAUCUCUGAAGAAGAUGGCAAGAGCCUGGCCCACAAACGGCACUGCAAGUUCAUCGAAGUAUCGGCCCUGCUGGACCACAAAGUGGACGACCUUCUCGUUGGGGUGACCAGACAAAUCAGGCUAAGAAAGGGCUGUGCUAGCAAUCAAAACGACCAAUCAAAUGAAAAUGGGUCAGAAACUGGGUCGGGUAACGAUGGUAGGGUUGGAUGCUUGCAUAGGGCGGCUGUCGAUAUGUUCAACCGACUUCUAAGACGUAGACGCCACUUGGAAAGCAGUUCUUGCGACGAUCUCUUCAAACCCUGAUUCGAUACGAAAUAACGAUACGAAACGACACAAAUGCAAACGAUACGAUACAAUGCAAACACCAAAUAAUACAACACAAUGCAAUACAAUACAACUACAAAUGAAUACAAUACAACUACAAAUCAAUACAUUACAACUACAAAUCAAUACAAUACAACUACAAAUCAAUACAUAUACAAUACAAACUCAAUCAAAAGCCUCGAUGUAUCGAGUUGGUUAUUUUUUCGUCGUUUUCAAACAUUUUUCCCUUAAAUAUUUUUUCAAUCAUUGAAGAUAAAACUAUUUUAAUGCAUUUUAAAGUUAUUAAAACAACGAUUGAUCAUCUUUGCCAUGAAUUUUUAUUUUGAAAUUUUUAAUUCGCUUCGUCCAUUUUCUCAAAUCUGCUACCUUGCAUAACUAAACUAAUUAAUUAAUUACGAUUAAUUAAUUAGUUUAUUUAGUUAAUUAACAAUGGUGACCAUUCAAUUUGUUUGUCGUUCUUUCUUCAUGUUGAAACGUUGAUGUUACAAUUUCAUCAUAUAAUUUUCAUUGUUGCCAUAGAGCAUGAAACUGAUUUUUGUAUUUUCCGUUACUGAUAUCUUAAUAAAUAUAUAAAUGUACGUAUGUUUGUGUGUGUGCAUGUGUGUGUGUAUGUGUGUGUAUGUGUGGUGUGUUUGUGGUGUGUGCAGAUAUGUAUGUUUAUUUAUUUAUUGAUAUAUAUCUCACAGCAUGAAUGUUGCAAGAAACACGAUAUUUAUAUUUUUCAAUGUUACGUAAUGUGGAAGAUCUAAUUAAUAACUCGCAAAA